Molecule: messenger RNA, 4292 nt
Organism: Aethalodelphis obliquidens (Pacific white-sided dolphin)
Lineage: Eukaryota; Metazoa; Chordata; Mammalia; Artiodactyla; Delphinidae
Gene: RAB11FIP3
Product: RAB11 family interacting protein 3
Exons: 9
Coding region: 1311-2969 (552 amino acids)
Biological process (GO): endocytic recycling; regulation of cytokinesis
Cellular component (GO): recycling endosome membrane; endocytic vesicle; midbody
Molecular function (GO): calcium ion binding
Source: RefSeq, a predicted model, not a curated record
GGCUUAGUUGCUUCCCGGACCAGGGCUUGAACCCGUGUCCCCUGCAUUGGCAGGCAGAUUCUUAACCACUGUACCACCAGGGAAGCCCCCUUUUCAAGGUUUUUAGUUGUAAUUUUGAGGGGAGUGGAAUUAGGUGCUUAGAAACUUGUAGAAAGCUGUUUUUUAAAAAUGUUUUGAAUCAUGUAAUCCUAAUAAGUACCAUAACAAUAUGAGUGAAGAUUACGUGUAUUAUAUCCAAUACCACAUCUGGAGACCCUCUGCUGGCGAUCUUCAGAGAUAAAUAAGCCUUUCGUUGAACAUUUUCUGGCUGGGCACACAGCGGUGCUGGUCAGGGUGCACUAUGCAGUAGCACUUGGUGGACUGCUGCUCCCGAGUCCUUUCCUGCUGGGGACGCUUUGGGGGACCCGUGACUUCCGGUGUUUGACUGAGCAUCCCUUUGGCCCCAGCUUGUAGGAGAGCUCCUAGGAGAAAGUUUUUAUUUUUAUCAUUUUUAAAAAAUUUUUUUGGGCUCAACACAUGGCUUGUGGGAUCUUAGUUCCCUGACUAGGGAUUGAACCUGGGCCCUCGGCAGUGAAAGCACGUAGUCCUAACUACUGGACAUCCAGGGAAUUCCCCAGGAGAAAGUGGUGAUUCUGAGAAGGGGGAAGGGCGGGGCGGUGAAUGAGGGUUGUCGCUGACGUUCUGGGAAUGAGAAGAAGGUUCCGGGUCCGAGAGUCUGAGCGAGGUGGAGGGUGGACUGGCAGAGGACCUGCUGCCCAUGGGGACGAGCGCGUGUCAGAACUUCUAGAGGGGCCAUGGGAAAGUCGCAGAGAGCAGGCGCCAGCGGAACGAUAAGCAUGGUCUCUGCUGUGCCUUCUCUGGCCCUCCCUUCUCCUCCAACUCUUGGCCUUAAUAAGAUGAUGGAGAAAUAGGUCUUUUGUUCAGACUCUUAUCAGAAAGGUUAGAAAAUCAAGAACAAAAGCCACUCUGUUUGGAGAUCUGACUGUGAAAAACCCAGCAAGCACUUCCUGAACUUUGCCCCCCUUGCCAGCUAGAGCAGCAGGUUUAAUGGAGCAUAUCUGGGAGUGGGUUAAACUCCUUCCGAGACAGUGAUGUACCUUCAGGUGGACACACAGGUUUUGCAGAACCUCAGCACGAUGAGCAAAUAGAAGGCCGCUGGAAGCUGAUGACCGGUCUGGACAGAGUCCCCAGCGCUCCAAUUCCAUGGAAAGGCUGUCUCCACGAGCGCGCCCUUCCUGGAGCUGGUGUGAGGAGCCGGGCCCUGGCCAGGCUGGCAUCUAAGGGCCAACGAGGUGACAGACAGCGCAUACAUGGGCUCCGAGAGCACCUACAGUGAGUGUGAGACCUUCACGGAUGAGGACACAGGCACCCUGGUGCCCCCCGAAUGCCUGGACGCCACGGAGGAGCCCGGCCACGGCGCCCUGCUGCUGCUCCCGGGCAGGUCCCACCUGCACAGCCAGUCGGUCGUCACGGUGAUAGGAGGCGAGGAACAUUUCGAGGACUAUGGUGAGGGCAGUGAGGCGGAGCUGUCCCCAGAGACCCUCUGCAACGGGGAGCACGGCUGCAGAGACCCCAUCUUCCUCACCCCCAGCGCUGACCCGCUUGCCGCCAAGCUGCACAGCAUCCUCACAGAUGAGGCUUUUGAGUUUUACUGUAGCCAGUGCCACAAACAAAUCAACCGCCUUGAAGAUCUUUCUGCUCGCCUGAACGAUCUUGAAAAGAAUAGUCCAUCGAAGCGGCUCUCCAGCAAGAAGGUGGCAAGUUUUGGGAGCUGCCCACUGGCUUCCUGCAGUGAGAGGCACCUGCAUCAGUCAGGGGCCCUGACCAUGGAGGCCCUGCAGGACCCUCCCCCAGACCCUGUGGAGGGCAUGGAAGAGGACAUUGCUGACAAGGUUGUCUUCCUGGAGAAGCGAGUGUCAGAGCUGGAAAAGGACACAGCUGCCAACGGGGAGCAGCACAGCCGGCUGAGGCAGGAGAACCUCCAGCUGGUGCACAGACUUUUCACAGCACGUGGUGUGGUUUUCGGUGUUGGGAAGCUGGUCACGCUGUGUACCUCACCCCAGUUUGCAGCACUUCUCCUGCAGAGGACAAGGGACUUGGCCUGUGUGCAGCCAGAGCCUUGGGGUCACAGACCCCUUUCAAGAGGUCCAGAGGCUGGGAGCACGGCAUGUGUUCUGGGCGAAGCCUGGCCCUGCCGAACCCUCUGCAGCCCCAGGCUCUUCACCCUCCGAGCACUUGUACCAGCGCUGGACACGGGCCCCGAGGCUCUGGGGGACGCUGGCCUCCUGUUGUGGCUUCUCCUGGGCGAGAUGGGCCUUCAUGACCUGUCCUCCUGCUCUUGGAGGCUGGGAACCGGGAUGUGCCAUGCUGUCCUGGGCGCCUCGCCCACUGCUAUAACAGAGCAGCAGAAGCACGUUCUCCUGUGUGGUCGAGACCCUGGCUCGGGGGCCACCUGCUUUCCUGCCCUGCUUUCCUGCUGCAGAGCCAGAGGUGGGGUCGGCCCUGCUUAUGCGAGGGCUGGGGCUCCAGUGCUGCGUCUGCAGGACGUUCCUUCCUCCCUCCCUGUCCUUGUCCAGGGAGAUCUGGAUGGGCCACCAGACUCCUUUCUCCAGCUGACUGGAGGUUCAUCUCAUCCAAUGGGCACUUAUCAGUUAUCCACGUUUGUGGUGGAAAGUCCACACUCUGUGCCCUGCCCGGCCACCCAGCCCCAGGGCCUGUCAUAUCCACUUCCUGGGGCCGUUUCUGCCAGUGUUUGCCUAAGUUCCCCUCAAGCACACACUCCUGCCGCUGCUGCUUGGCGUUUCCCAGCCGCACUGACCCGCCGCACUGCUCUCCUUUCCUUCCAUCCUAGGAGUUCCACCUGCUUUCUCCACAUCUGGUUUCUUAUUCUCCAGAUCCUGCAUUUCUUCUUUGCUUACUCGCUUUCUGAGCAGAUGCCUUACUCGCAGCAUAGGAGCCAGGCUUCCUAAGGCCUCACGUGUCUGAAAACGGGGUUGUGUCGUGUCCCCCCUCCACCCCCACCAUCGAUAGUGUGGCUGAGUCUGGGAUCCCGCUGGGAGCUGGGUCCCUGGAAGCCGGCUCCGCUGCCGUCUGUCCUGUCUGUGACCAAGGCCCUGGCACCGUUGGGCUCACUGCUCUGUGGGGUCCUAUUCUCUCCCAACGCUGUGAGGGUCUCUUGUUGUUUCCUGUGCUGAGGGCACGUGGCUUCCAGCCUUUAAAUCUGGAAAACGUGUCUCUCAGAGUUUCUUCCAUUUUCUUGUCUGUCUGAACUUCUGUUAAUCAGAUAUCAGACCUUAUGGACCUUCCUUCUCAUUUUCUUUACUUCCUUAUUCUCUAACUUUCUCAUUAUUCUUUUUUUCUGUGUAAUAAUCUUUGGUUUUCUCCUUCAGUUAUUCUAUUGAAUUUAAAAUUUUGUCGUGUCAUAGUUUUAAUGGCUAAGAGUUACUUCUGUUACCCAUUCCUUCUGCGACAGCUGCUCCUGUUUCGUGGACGUGGUGUCUCAGGCCUCUGAGGGUGAUAGUUACAGGGCUUCUGUGGUGUUUCCCACAUGAUGUGUGUCUCCUUCAGGUCGUUUUUUCUGUUUGCUUUGGCCACUUUGUAUUAAGAGCUUUCCUGUGAUGUCUGGUGGUCUUUGGCUGUCUGUUCACUCUUGGGUGCGAAGCACCAAAAAGCAGAUGAGAAACCCUGUGUGGACGGGCAGCUUGGAGGCAUGGGCUCCGGCCGUCCGCAGGCAGGGCCCAGAGCCCUUCUCUGUGGUUUGGUCCGUUCCUGUCUCCUGCACUUGGGAGUGGUGGUCUGGGAAGAGGCCAGGGUCAGGGUCCCCAUGUGUACCUUCCUUCUGUCCCCAUGUUCUUGCUAUACCUGCCUUCGAGUCUGCCAUGGCUGACCUGGGUGGGGUGGGUCUGUACACCAUGUCUCCAGCCUGGUAUCAGUAUCAGUGCAAGGUGCCCUGGGGCCAGGCACCUGGUGGGCUUGUGCCCGGGAGGGUCUCCUGCCCACACCCAGCGAGCAGGAGGCAACUGUGGGUGCAGGCCAGGAUGGGGGUAAUUCCCGCUGGGAAUGAUGGGGACUGUCCUUGCCGUCAAGACUGUGCCGUGGUCUGAAGGCCAGUCACCCUCUGUGAGGUGAAGGGUGUUUGGGGGGAUACAUGUCCUGCUUCAGAACUGCCCUUGACUAGAGCUGUGGGCCAUUGGGGGACAUCUCAGUGCCUUCCUGUCCCCGCUCUGGGCAGGGCCGCUCUCUCCAGCUCUGGGCUCAGCAUCUCAGGACGGUUUCUCCCCUCCCCCUCUGCC